Messenger RNA from Oryza sativa Japonica Group (Japanese rice), 1672 nucleotides. RefSeq names its product NAC domain-containing protein 18. Gene Ontology annotation, molecular function: DNA binding. NCBI's taxonomy places the organism in Eukaryota, Viridiplantae, Streptophyta, Magnoliopsida, Poales, Poaceae. The record is from RefSeq and is a predicted model, not a curated record. Gene Ontology annotation, biological process: regulation of DNA-templated transcription.
UUGCCAAUUCGGAGAAGGCAUCGAGCUGAAGCCACAGGGCGAUCGAUGGAGGUGAGGUGAGGAGGAAGAAGAAGACGAGAUGGAGUUGGAGUGCACUUCACGCCACAUGAGGGAGAUGCUAUAAAAUCCCUUCUCCCUUUUCAAUUUCACGCCAACACCCAACCCCCUCUCUCUCUCUAUCUCUCUCCUCUCUCUCUCUCUAGCUCUAGCUCUAGCUCGUCGCCGCCAUGAACGUUCCAAGCAAAUGCAUGGCUCCUGCAAAGUAAAAAAAGAAGAAGAAGCAGCAGCUGCAGCUUCUCUUCAGUAUCGAUCUUUAACUGUAUCGAGCUAGCUUAGCUUAGCUUAGCUCUCUGCCAUUAACUUGUGCUUCACUGAGCUUGAGCUAGCUAGCUUCUUGGCUGUGUGACUGAGUAGCUCUAGCUCCUCGUCGUCGUCGUCGUCGUCGUCGUCGUCGGCGUCGGUGGUGGUGUGAAUUGAUAGAAUUGAUACGAUGGAGAGGGCGGCUGCGGCGGCGCCGGUGGUGGUGAGGCAUGGAGGAGUGGUGUUGCCGCCGGGGUUCAGGUUCCACCCGACGGACGAGGAGCUCGUGGUGCAGUACCUCCGCCGCAAGGCGUUCGGCCUGCCGCUCCCCGCCGCCGUCAUCCCCGACCUCCACAACCUCUUCAAGCUCGAUCCCUGGGACAUUCCUGGUGCGAGCAGCGACGGGGACAAGUACUUCUUCGCCGUGCGGCCACCUGCGGCGAGGGGGAGGAGGCAGCAUGUGACGGCGAGCGGUGGGUGCUGGAAGCCGGCGGGCGGGCGGGACAAGCCGGUGGUGGUGGCCCGGUGCGGCGGGAGCCACCUCGUCGGCGUCAAGAAGGGCAUGGUGUUCGUCCCACGGCAAGGGAGGAAGGCACCGGCGGCGGCGGCGGCGGCCGCCGGCGGUGGCUGCUGGGUCAUGCACGAGUACAGCCUCGCCCUGCCGAUGCACAAGAAGGGUUGCUUGGCUGAGGCUGAAGAAUGGGUAGUGUGCCGGAUAUUUCAGAGGAGCAGCAGCGGCAGCCGGUCGCCGAGGAGGCCUGACAACGACGUGAGGCGAACGAUGCCGGCCGUCGCCGAGCUCGGCCGGUCGCCGUCGCCAUCGUCGUCGUCGUCGCAAUCCAGCUGCGUCACAAGCAGCUCCGACCAGGAAGAGGUCAGCAGCGGCUAGCUAGCUGAAGAAGAAUGCAGGCAGCAGCAGCAAGCAGCUAAGCUGCCUCUCAAAGAGAGGCUUGAGUGUUAGCCUAGCUAAGCAUAUAUAUUUAUAGCCGGCCAAACCCUCUGAAAGUGAUCUGCAUCAAUGCAUGCCCCCCUUUAAUUUCUUCUUCCUCCUUAAUUAUUUUUUCCCAACCAUGUAAUGUAAUGUAAUUUAAUGUAAUGCAGUGUAAUGUAACGGGAAGGAAGCACUGAAUUAAUCAAAUUAAAUUAACAAAUGAAGAGUGCUCAAAAGUCCAAGGAAGCUUCUAAGGUUCAGGAGCCAGAUAUUAUCUACUUAAUUAAUUAAUUAUGGGCACAUAUCUGUAGUUGCUAGCUAGCUGCAUAUGCAUCUCGUCGUUGUCGAUCCAUUUGUAACUUGCAAGUUGUGUUGGUGUAAUAUUGUAAUAUUUUUCUCCGAUGGUUGAGAAAUUAAUCUGAAAUCCAUUAUAGCAAUUAA